Messenger RNA from Cucurbita pepo subsp. pepo (vegetable marrow), 849 nucleotides. The record is from RefSeq and is a predicted model, not a curated record. NCBI's taxonomy places the organism in Eukaryota, Viridiplantae, Streptophyta, Magnoliopsida, Cucurbitales, Cucurbitaceae.
UUUUCUGUGGAUUAUUUCUUCUAUUUUAUUUCUGUUCUACAUUUUUCGUCUCUAAUAGACUUUUGGAUUUUUCUUGUAGAGAUCAACCCAAUGGGAAAGGUUCCCGCCAUUGUUGAUGGAAGAUUUAAGCUGUUCGAGAGUCAUGCUAUUCUUAUCUAUCUUUCUUGUGCGUUUCCUGGUGUGGCAGAUCACUGGUAUCCAGCUGAUCUUUCCAGGAGGGCUAAAAUUCAUUCAGUUCUGGAUUGGCAUCAUUCUAAUUUACGCCGUGGUUCAGCUCUUCUUGUAUUCAAUACUGUUCUAGCACCUUUGUUUGGACGUACUCCAGAUCCUCAAGUAGCUUCUGAAGCUGAGAUGCUUUUAUCCAAGUCGCUUUCGAAAAUCGAGUCGGUUUGGCUGAAGGGGAAUGGGAAGUUUUUGCUGGGUGGCUUUAAACCCUCCAUAGCUGAUCUUAGCUUGGUUUGUGAAAUUACGCAACUACAGCUUUUGGAUGAGAAGGAUCGGAAUCGUAUUCUGGGUCCGCACCUGAAAGUGAGGGAGUGGAUUGAGAAUACUAGAAAUGCUACGAACCCGCAAUUUGAUGAGGUUCAUAGGCCUCUCUACAAGCUCAAGACAGACCUUAUAAAGCAGGGCGUAGAGAAAUUUACUUCAAAGAUGUGAAGCUACUUAACUAUCACAUUGUGCUUUGGUUGGUUAACUUGUAGUUAAAUGAGGCUAUGGACUAUUUAGAAUUAGUUUCCAAACCUCAAGAGCUGAAGUAAACUUUGAGAACCAUAUAGAUAUCAAACAAAAAAAAUGUAUUCAAACCAAAACUAUGUAUAUAUAUAUAAGAGAAAUAUGUAUUUUUAGUCA